AUGGUUACCUAUGGAAACGCAGACCACAUGACGGAAAUGUGGCGGAGGAUUUUGUUUCACAAAAUGGCCAAUCUACGCAAUAUGCUUAACCAGAAGCACAUGCUUGCGAUAUACAUAUCAACCGUUGAUAUCUACCCUGAUCAUCCCGAUUACCCAGAGGAGGUCGCACUUUUUUCUUCCUCACGAGCUAGCAGCAGCCCUUCCGUGACUAGUGUAGAUAGGCCUGGUAUAUUAAGGAUCUUUGAUGUAUUUCAAGAUGAUCCAACUGAGCCAGAACGCGAGUAUAUACACCUACAUGCACGGCCUAUUUGA
Molecule: messenger RNA, 312 nt
Organism: Penicillium angulare
Lineage: Eukaryota; Fungi; Ascomycota; Eurotiomycetes; Eurotiales; Aspergillaceae
Exons: 2
Coding region: 1-312 (103 amino acids)
Source: RefSeq, a predicted model, not a curated record